Messenger RNA from Aspergillus homomorphus CBS 101889, 1572 nucleotides. RefSeq names its product Zn(II)2Cys6 transcription factor. The record is from RefSeq and is a predicted model, not a curated record. The transcript has 4 exons. Gene Ontology annotation, biological process: regulation of DNA-templated transcription. Gene Ontology annotation, molecular function: zinc ion binding; DNA-binding transcription factor activity, RNA polymerase II-specific. The coding region runs from base 1 to 1572 and encodes 523 amino acids. NCBI's taxonomy places the organism in Eukaryota, Fungi, Ascomycota, Eurotiomycetes, Eurotiales, Aspergillaceae.
AUGGUAUACCGCGGUAAACCGAGCGGAGGGUGUGACACCUGUCGCGCGAGGAAGGUCAAAUGUGAUGAAACAAGACCGUUCUGUUCACGCUGUGCCAAAGCCCAGCGUACCUGUUCCGGUUACCGGGAUCAGCUCUCACUGUGGUUCAAAGAUGAGAGCGACGCCACCGUGCACAAAUUGAGGGCCUUGCAUAAACCGAGUUCGGAGGACUUGACUCCGCAAAGGGCCGUUGUUGCAGUACGACAUGCGGUAGCACAGGCAUACUAUCACCAACACCCGGUCUCCUCGGUACCCGUCUUAAACUUUGCGCUGGACCACAUCUUCCAAGCAACCUGUCUGUUUCUCAAGUCAUAUCCAUGGCUUAAUGUUUCAUGCCUCGUAGAACAAGCCCAAACGCGUACCCUCUCCAUAGGUCAGAAAGCCAUGAUGACGGGGAUUGCCUCGGUGGGCCUCGCAAAUCUGGCGAACCUGCAUAAGUCACAAUCCUUCCAACUCACUUCAAGGCGCGAGUACACUACUGCUUUGCAGUUGACGAAUGCUGCUCUUCAUGAUGUUGCAGCAGUGAAAGAGGACACCACACUCACCGCGGUCGCAUGCCUUUCGUUGUAUGAAAUAAUCUGCUGCGACAAGGAGGACUCCUUGUUAUCUUGGUAUGACCAUGCUCGGGGCGUCGCGGCUUUGCUCGAACUUCGUGGCGAGGAACAGCUUCACCACGAAACUGGUCAACAAAUGUUUCAGGUUCUGAGGAAUGAAGUGCUCAUCGGCUGCCUGCAAAAGAGAACGCGAAUGCCGCCUGCACUGAUUCGGAAACCACAUCGAUCUGAUUGCACUGCCCAGAGUUAUUGUGCAGAUCGGCUGAUUGAGAUUGCCGCCGGGUUAUGUGAACUUCAAGCUCAAAUGAGCGAAGGGAUGGUCUCUGACAGCGCAGAAAUACUUGCUGUCGCCAUGAGACUCGAUUUCGAUCUAGAGGAGUUUACUCGGGAACUUGCUGCCGAGAUGCCUUACAUUUUGCGUCUGCGAAAUAACCCCCAGUCCCCUCGUGAGACUUUGAUGAAUGCGGUCAACCAUUACAAUGGUUAUUAUCAUGUGUACCAGUCUAUGUGGAUGUGCAACACUUGGAACAACUAUCGGUAUAUCAGGAUCCUUGUCAACAGUCUCAUCCUGGCACAAUUACAACCCUUGGCCUUCCAGUCUGAGCAAGGCUCUAAUCCCGAUGGCAUAAGGGGUCGCUGUUGCUACGUCCGUGCUUUACUGAGACAGUUAGCCGCGGAUAUCUGCUGCGCGGUCCCGUAUAAGUUCGGCUUCGCUGGCGAAGCAGGUACGCAAAUACGGGAACCAUUGGUGACCAAAGCUGGCACUGGUUUCACUCUACUCCUGCCACUUUACCUGGCUUCAGUGGUCGAUGGAGUGUCAGGGCCCGUACACGCGUGGGCCAUGAAGUGCCUUGAUAUCAUCGGGCACGAGAUGGGGAUCCAGACGGCUGUCUCGCUUAUGAGUGUGCUGGAGCGAGUGCAGGGUAUGACAUGGUGGGUCGACCUGUUGGAAGGCGAAGCGAAGACGGAUACAACAUAG